AUGGGAUUAACUCCGCCCCCUUCAGAACAGAGGUAUAUAAAGGUCGUCUUUGACGUGGGAUGCUACCACUGGUCUCCAGGUCUCCCUCGAAUAAACAAUAUGAAGCUUAUUGUUCUUGCCUGCCUUGCUGCCGUAGCUGUUGCUGCUAAGCUGGAGGACCGAGUGGUCACCCUCCUUCGCGAUGACCGCGUAGCCAACGAAGACGGCACCUUCUCCUACGCCGUGCAAGCCGACAACGGCAUCAACACAGCCGUUGAAGGAGUCGUUGGAUCUGCCGGUCAGAUAAAUCAGCAGGGAUCUUACACCUAUACCCUUGAAGACGGUACCCAGGCUGUUGUCACCUACAUCGCCAACGAGAACGGCUUCCAGCCCCAGUCCAGCAUCCUGCCCACUCCCCACCCUCUCCCCGCCCACGUUUUUAGGCUGUUGGAAAUCGCCGAGCGUCAGCGCGCUGCUGGCAUCGUGUUCAACUAAGAAAAUGAGAAAAUAAAGAAAUUUUAUUUAUGGGAGUGAUAUGGAUGCUGAAGCAAUAAAGUUUACGAUUGAAA
This is a messenger RNA of Penaeus vannamei (Pacific white shrimp), 548 nucleotides long. NCBI's taxonomy places the organism in Eukaryota, Metazoa, Arthropoda, Malacostraca, Decapoda, Penaeidae. The record is from RefSeq and is a predicted model, not a curated record.